Messenger RNA from Gongylonema pulchrum, 420 nucleotides. The record is from the annotation of a GenBank genome assembly. NCBI's taxonomy places the organism in Eukaryota, Metazoa, Nematoda, Chromadorea, Rhabditida, Gongylonematidae.
UUGAGCCUCUUCAUUUAUGUGUUUUUAGGCCUCAAUGAUUUGCUGAGAAGCACCGAAAUAGUCUGCAAAGCACAGCUGCGUAAUUUGGAUUUAAAAACGCCGGUUGAUGAAGAAAGUUUGAGGCAAAUCUUGUUCGGUAUCAAGAGGCGAAUGGAUCUACUGGACUGCCGGCAUUUCUCAUAUCUCAUCGUACCAAAAUUUGCGAACAAGAAUGGCUAUGCAGUCCGGGAUGUUGGCCAGUUGAAUGUUCUUUUAACACGUCUCGUGGAUAUGCUGGAAUCAUCAAAAUUUUGUGAAUCAGCACGGCAAAGAGCAGGAGAUGGCGUUUGCUCGAGUGCUGCCUCUGAUCACGGACAGCUUCCACAGUCUGUCCAAAAGUGGUUUCGAUUCACCGAUCCAGAACAUAUUGUGCUCAACUGA